AUGGCUGAACAGUUACAAGAAUCAUCAGACAAAAAUGUCGAAAUAUGGAAAAUUAAAAAAUUAAUUAAAAGUUUAGAAGCAGCUAGAGGUAAUGGUACAAGUAUGAUUUCAUUAAUUAUUCCACCUCGUGAUCAAGUACCACGUAUUGCUAAAAUGCUCGCAGAUGAAUAUGGUACAGCAUCUAAUAUUAAAUCACGUGUUAAUCGAUUAUCUGUUCUUUCUGCUAUUACAUCGGUACAAGCUCGUCUUAAACUUUAUAAUAAAGGUUUUAUUGAAAACAAAAAAAAUUCAAUUGAAAAUUUUAUUAUGUUAAUUUUUUUUAUAGUACCCAACAAUGGACUUGUUAUCUAUUGUGGAACAAUAGUAACAGAGGAUGGUAAAGAAAAAAAAGUUAACAUCGAUUUUGAACCAUUUAAACCAAUCAAUACUUCACUUUAUCUAUGUGACAAUAAAUUUCAUACUGAAGCAUUACAAGCCUUAUUAGCUGAUGAUUCUCGUUUUGGUUUCAUUGUUAUGGAUGGUAAUGGUGCAUUAUUCGGUACUUUACAAGGGAACUCUCGAGAAGUCAUAACAAAAUUUUCUGUUGAUUUACCAAAAAAACAUGGUCGUGGUGGUCAAAGUGCACUUCGAUUUGCUCGACUUCGUAUGGAGAAACGUCAUAAUUAUGUUCGAAAAGUUGCUGAAACAGCUGUACAAUGUUUUAUAACAGAUGAUAAAGUAAAUGUAACUGGAAUAAUUCUUGCUGGUUUAGCUGAUUUUAAAACUGAACUUCAUCAAUCUGAUAUGUUUGAUCCACGUUUACAAGUUAAAGUACUUAAACGAGUUGAUGUAUCAUAUGGUGGUGAGAAUGGUUUUAAUCAAGCUAUUGAAUUAGCUGCUGAAACACUUGGUGAUGUGAAAUUUAUUCAAGAAAAAAAAUUAAUUUCUCGAUAUUUUGAUGAAGUAUCAAAAGAUUCUGGUCAAUAUUGUUUUGGUAUUGAGGAAACAUUGAAAGCACUUGAAAUGGGCGCUGUUGAAACAUUAAUUGUUUGGGAAAAUUUUGAUGUUAUGCGUUAUGUUUUACGUAAUCCACAGACACAAGAAACAAAAGUUUUACAUUUACGUUCGGAUCAAGAAAAAGAAAAAUCACAUUUUCAAGAUAAAGAUAGUGGAGUUGAAUUAGAACAUGUUGAAGAAAUGCCAUUACUUGAAUGGUUCGCGAAUAAUUAUAAAAAUUUUGGUGCCACACUUGAAAUUGUAACCGAUAAAAGUCAAGAAGGCUCUCAAUUUGUUCGUGGGUUUGGUGGUGUCGGUGGUAUUCUUCGAUAUAAAGUUGAUCUUCAAAAUUUAAACGUUGAUGAAGAUGCUGAACCGAUCGAUUACAGUGAUUAUGAUUGA
This is a messenger RNA of Rotaria sp. Silwood2, 1377 nucleotides long. The record is from the annotation of a GenBank genome assembly. Lineage: Eukaryota; Metazoa; Rotifera; Eurotatoria; Philodinida; Philodinidae.